AGUGAUGAGACGCCAAUGGAAUCGAAAUUGUGAAAAGAAGAAGAUUAUUAGAGAAGGAAGAAAGUUUGUUAUAGGUAGUUUUCUGCAUCAUCGCUUAGGUUAGCAACAACAGCAUCAUAGAUCGGAGGUGAUGGAUGCAUUACAAUCACACACCAAUAACCCUAAUCUGAAUCUGAAUUCGAAUCCUCUGGCUUCAUCGGUUCCGUUAUGGCCAACAAUCGACGGUCCAUUAGGUCUAUCGGAGGAAGAAUCAGUUAAGUACGCACGAAGAUUCUACAAGUUCGGAUUCGCACUUCUUCCUCUUCUUUGGGCCGUCAAUUGCUUCUACUUCUGGCCUGUCAUUCGCCACUCCCGCUCCUUCCCCACCAUUCGCCCAUAUGUUGUUGGGUCAGCAAUUGGGUUUACUAUUUCUGCAGCGCUUCUUUGUUCUUGGGCUCUUACAUUUUCCAUUGGAGGGGAACGUCUCUUCGGCCCUGUCUGGGAUCAGUUGGUUAUGUACAAUCUCGCUGAUAGGUUCGGCUUAACAGGCUGGAGCUAGUAAUGCUCGAACUCGUAUAUAAGAAAAAAUCAUCUUGUUUACUGGUUGGGUGAGUGGAUGUGUAUUACUGAUACAAUUAACUAUGUAUUCUGUCAUUGAAUUAGUGGAUUUCAUCCUGGAGCAAUGUUUUUAAGAGGAUGGUUCUUGGUGUCUUAACUGCUAUUUGGGCUGAGGGGUGGAUAUCAUGUACAGCUUAGCUUUUAGAUUAAUUUUCUUAUUUUUCCUGA
Molecule: messenger RNA, 765 nt
Organism: Cicer arietinum (chickpea)
Lineage: Eukaryota; Viridiplantae; Streptophyta; Magnoliopsida; Fabales; Fabaceae
Product: probable gamma-secretase subunit PEN-2
Cellular component (GO): gamma-secretase complex
Source: RefSeq, a predicted model, not a curated record